AUGGAUUUCGUUCAAAUAUUUAAAGCCUUCAAAGCUAUUGAUUUUUCUGGAAACAGGUUCUCUGGACAUAUCCCUGGAUCUAUUGGUCUCUUGAGCGAGUUGCGUCUUCUCAACUUGUCAGGCAACGCAUUCACAGGCAAUAUCCCACCAUCAUUGGCAAUAUCCCACCAUCACAGGCACUUUUCAGGUGAAAUUCCUCGAGGACUCGGAAAACUCUUCUCUCCACCAUCAACUUCUCCCACAAUCAUCUUGAAGGAUUGGUGCCACGGAGCACACAGUUUGGAAGUCAAAACUGUUCUUCGUUCAUGGGACGUUUCUGGACUAUUUCAGACGCGAGGAGAGUUUCUCCUGGUUAUAUUUGUUGUUAGAAUCAGCUUGUUAAGGUGUGGUGAAUGUGUUAUUGAGUGUUCUAUUUAA
This is a messenger RNA of Camelina sativa (false flax), 417 nucleotides long. The record is from RefSeq and is a predicted model, not a curated record. NCBI's taxonomy places the organism in Eukaryota, Viridiplantae, Streptophyta, Magnoliopsida, Brassicales, Brassicaceae.